ACCAGCCAGCAGGCCAAACCGAAGCAGCACCAGCUAAACAAAUUGCCAAGUACCGACCGUCCAACCAGUCAGCAGCCAUGAAACGGACCUACUUGUUGCUCUGCCUGAGCCUGCUGACCUGCAAUGUGGCCCAUUCUUCGUACCUGCGACCCCUGGAAUCGGCCCUGAGCCAGCUGAGCAAAUCCUCCUCAAGCCUGCAUCAGCAGCUCCGCGGGGAUCUCAAUGGCAACGAUGGGAACAGCGAGGACGACGACGAUGCCACCACAAUCACGCCCAACUCCAGCGAGGACUACGACAGUCGUCCGCAGUACAGCUUUGCCUACGAUGUGCGCGACACCUUGACCGGCGACGAUAAGCGGCAGGAGGAGAAGCGGGAUGGGGAUCUGGUCAAGGGGCAGUACUCCCUGAUCGAGCCCGACGGCACGCGACGCAUUGUGGAGUACACGGCCGAUGAUGCCAGCGGCUUCAAUGCCAUCGUUUCGAAUCAGCGUGUGGAUGAGCACCAGCAGCAGAGGAUCAGCAGCGCCUCCUCGUCCUCCUCUCGGUACAGCAGCAUCGAGGAGCUGCAGUCGCGGCUGACCGCCCAAGCGAUUGCCGAGGCCCAGAGCCUGGCCGAGGCCCAGCAGGCCAGCCAACUGCAGCUGGAGGCCCAGAGCCGUCGCGAGUCCGAGAACCAGGCCCGAGUCCAGGCCCAGCAGCUGAUGGAGCAGUUCCAGCAGCAGGUCCAACAGACGGCACAGCUCCGCCAGCAGCAGGAACAGCAGCGCCAGCAGCAGGAGCAACAGCUCCGCGAUAUCCAGCGCCUCCAGGAGCAGCGCGAACGCGAGCAGCGGGAGCAGGAGCAGCGCGAAAGAGAGCAGCGGGAUCGGGAACUGAGAGAGCGUGAGCUUAGGGAUCGGGACUUGAGGGAACGCGAGCUAAGGGAGCGGGAGCAGCGCGAGCGGGAUCAGGAGCGUCGUCAGCAGCAGGAGCGUCGUCAGAGCCAGCGACUCCUCGAGCGUCUCAGCGGAGACCAGCAGACCUUGCUCCUCUCCCAGAGCCUGCCCAGCGCCAGCCAACUGCUCGGCCAGAGCGUCCAGGCCACCGUCGUAUCGCAUCCACCCACACUGCUCUCCCGCCUGCCAUCCUCAUCCUCUUCUUCGUCCCGCACCACUCUGCUGACCCGUGAUCGCGAUCUGGACGCCUGGCGGCAGUUGCCCAGCGCUCGCCUCACCAUUGAACGCACCUCGCAGCCGCAGCUGCUCCUCGCCCAGCCCGCCAGUGCCUCUGUCCAGGCUCAGUUGAUCAGUGGAUCGCCCCUGCUGCUGGACUCGAAUCUGAAUGGAUUGAUAACCACGCGCCUCAACGGGAACGGGGGUCGUGCUGGGGCUGCUUUGAGCUGGUCCAAUGGUCGCCGUCUCCUGAACAACGAUCUCUGGCAGCUGGAGAGACUGGAUGACCGCGAGGACAGGGACAGUCGUCGGGAGGAGAAUCGUCGCGAAGAGAACCGCCGAGAGGAGAACCGCCGAGAGGAGAACCGUCGAGAGGAGAACCGUCGAGAGGAGACUGGUCGGGAGGAUCUGCUGCUACAUCGCGAUAGCGAGGAACUGCGCUCUGGCAGCGCCGAACGCCUCAGCAAGAGCAACAGCCGGCACAAUGCCUGGUAGAACCUGGUGGGGACACCAACCCACAAAAACAACAACCACACUUCAACUGAACUCAAAAUGCAGCCAACGGGCCACGACCAACGACCUCAACGAUCUUCAAACUUGGACAAUGAUUAUGUUUAGUAUUUAAGCCUUACCACUGCCUUAGCUCUAGGUCGACUCUUGUGUUAUAUUAGCCUUACUUUUUUUGGGGAUUUCGGUGACGCUUUGAGUACUCUGCUCGUUUGCCCCUCUCUCUGCCCCUCGUACUCUUCCGCUUUCUAUCGUCUCCCUGCUAAAGCAUACAGCAAAACUAUGCCAAGAACUUAACCCAGUCAAGCGCCAACGCUUCUUCCUGUCUAACUUUAGCACUAAGCUUAAUUGUUUUUGUGUUACUUUUUAGUUAGUCAAACUGCAUUAAUGUAAAAAAGCAAAACAAAAAAAAUACAUCAGAAUAAACAAGGAUGCUGUGCUUCAGAAA
This is a messenger RNA of Drosophila miranda, 2106 nucleotides long. Its product is annotated as trichohyalin. Gene Ontology annotation, cellular component: extracellular matrix. Bases 78 to 1646 code for a protein of 522 amino acids. The transcript has 2 exons. Lineage: Eukaryota; Metazoa; Arthropoda; Insecta; Diptera; Drosophilidae. The record is from RefSeq and is a predicted model, not a curated record.